Molecule: messenger RNA, 852 nt
Organism: Exophiala viscosa
Lineage: Eukaryota; Fungi; Ascomycota; Eurotiomycetes; Chaetothyriales; Herpotrichiellaceae
Exons: 2
Coding region: 1-852 (283 amino acids)
Source: RefSeq, a predicted model, not a curated record
AUGGUUCACAUCACUUACUCCGACGGUGUUUCCAUCGGAAGACUGGCAUACUAUGUCCCAGCUCUAUUUGUGUCUGUUGUCGUUAUAGCCAAGCAUGGCGCCAGAAGAUCUUUUGGAUGGAUCUUCUUGACCUUAUUUUGUCUCAUUCGCAUUAUUGGAUCGGCCGCCCAGCUCGACACAAUCAACAACAACAACCCCAAGACUCCGGAGACUAUCGCUCUUAUCUGCACUGUCCUCGGACUAUCACCCCUUCUGUUGUCAACUCUCGGAAUCCUGACCAGAGUAUACCACUCAAUAUUGGACCAAACUGCGAGAACAAAGUUCUCAUUUGUGGUCCGAGCGAUACAGAUACCUGCGACGGUCGCUUUGAUACUUUGCAUUGUGGGCGCCGCAGACGCAAAGAGUCCGGCAGACAUCCUCUCAGAAUCAACAGUUCAUAUCGGCAUCAUCCUGUUUGCCGUGGUCUAUGGAUUAUUGGUCCUGCUCACUGGCUACGCGCUUCGCCAGUGGAGACUCACUGGUCUCGGCGAGUCGCGUCUGAUCAUUGCAGUCUGUGUCACGCUCCCAUUCUUGGCCGUUCGAGUCCUCUAUUCACUACUCGCCGCUUUUUCGCACGAUGCGAAGUUCAAUCCUUCGACCGGCUCUGCCAGCUCAACGACAAUUGCACUUGUGAUGGAAACCUUGCAGGAGGCGGUCGUCGUGCUUGUUUACUUAGCAGCUGGACUGAUGGUUCCGAAACCCACAGGGGAUUUCGGUAGGGAAAAUCAACGAUCAUGGCAUGGAAGAGACGGAGCCCCCCAGCAACACUAUGCUCUAAGCGAGCAGCAAAGGCAUGAACAGCCUGGGGUGUGA